Molecule: messenger RNA, 2590 nt
Organism: Lynx canadensis (Canada lynx)
Lineage: Eukaryota; Metazoa; Chordata; Mammalia; Carnivora; Felidae
Gene: CEBPA
Product: CCAAT enhancer binding protein alpha
Exons: 1
Coding region: 113-1183 (356 amino acids)
Biological process (GO): DNA-templated transcription; regulation of transcription by RNA polymerase II; myeloid cell differentiation
Molecular function (GO): DNA-binding transcription factor activity, RNA polymerase II-specific; RNA polymerase II cis-regulatory region sequence-specific DNA binding
Source: RefSeq, a predicted model, not a curated record
GCUGCGCGGGCGCGGGGGAGUCGGGGCUCCGGGUGGUCGGCAGCAGCAUAGGCGCCCCGCGCAGGCUGGAGGCCGCCGAGGCUCGCCAUGCCGGGAGGACUGUAGCUCCCCCAUGGAGUCGGCCGACUUCUACGAGGCGGAGCCGCGGCCCCCGAUGAGCAGCCACCUCCAGAGUCCCCCGCACGCGCCCAGCAGCGCCGCCUUCGGCUUUCCCCGGGGCGCGGGCUCCGCGCAGCCCCCCGCCCCACCUGCCGCCCCAGAGCCGCUGGGCGGCAUCUGCGAACACGAGACGUCCAUCGACAUCAGCGCCUACAUCGACCCGGCCGCCUUCAACGACGAGUUCCUGGCCGACCUGUUCCAGCACAGCCGGCAGCAGGAGAAGGCCAAGGCGGCUGCGGCCCCCGCAGGAGGCGGCGGCGGUGACUUUGACUACACGGGCGCCCCCGGGGGGCCCGGCGGCGCCGCGAUGCCGGGAGGGACGCACGGCCCCCCUCCUGGCUACGGCUGCGCCGCGGCCGGCUACCUGGACGGCAGGCUGGAGCCCCUGUACGAGCGCGUCGGGGCGCCGGCGUUGCGGCCGCUGGUGAUCAAGCAGGAGCCGCGCGAGGAGGACGAGGCGAAGCAGCUGGCGCUGGCCGGCCUCUUCCCCUACCAGCCGCCGCCGCCGCCGCCGCCGCCGCACCCGCACCCACCGCCCGCGCACCUGGCCGCCCCUCACCUGCAGUUCCAGAUCGCGCACUGCGGCCAGACCACCAUGCACCUGCAGCCCGGCCACCCCACGCCGCCGCCCACGCCCGUGCCCAGCCCUCACCCAGCACCGGCUCUCGGUGCCGCUGGCUUGCCAGGCCCCGGCGGCGCGCUCAAGGGGCUGGCGGCCGCGCACCCCGACCUCCGCGCGGGCGGCGGCGGCGGCGGCGCGGGCAAAGUCAAGAAGUCGGUGGACAAGAACAGCAACGAGUACCGGGUGCGGCGCGAGCGCAACAACAUCGCGGUGCGCAAGAGCCGGGACAAGGCCAAGCAGCGCAACGUGGAGACACAGCAGAAGGUGCUGGAGCUGACCAGUGACAAUGACCGCCUGCGCAAGCGGGUGGAACAACUGAGCCGCGAACUGGACACGCUGCGGGGCAUCUUCCGCCAGCUGCCCGAGAGCUCCCUGGUCAAGGCCAUGGGCAACUGCGCGUGAGACGCGGGGCGGCGGGACCGCCCUGGGCCGGCCGCUGUCUGGGACCCAGGGAGUGGUUUCGGGUCUCCGGAUCUCAAGACUGCCCCAGCGGCGCAGGCCGGGACUAGGAGAUUCCGGUGCCGCCAGAAAGCCUGGCCUGCCGCGCGCGCCCCUUGCCUUCCUCUGCGCCAGAUUCGGUGCGUCUAAGAUGAGGGGUCAGGCAGUGGUUUCUCCCUGCCGGAGAGGAGAAGUGCCAUGGGGCUCAGCCGGAAGCCCGGCAGCUCCAGUAUUAAGGAAUAACCUUGUGCCUUGGAAACGCAAACUCACCGCUCCGAUUCCUACCGAGUAGGUGGAGCAAAUACGUGCCUUGUCAUUUUAUUUGGAGGGUUCCUGCCUCAUUCCUGAGGCUGCAGGCCUCCAUGAGAGAAGGCAAUGUGCGGCCUAUGGCAGGAGAAAGGUUCAGGGAGCAGGGAUCCCAACAAGCCAGCCCUAGCCGCUCCUCAAUGCCUGUCCUCGGAGGGGAGGAGAUACAGGGAUUGGAACGUUGUUCCCCUAGUCCUACAUGAAGGUGGAGGGUCCCUAGUUCCUUGCCUCUAAUCUCCCAGCCUGUGACAGGCUGGGCUUCCCUGGGCAGAACCCACUGAGAUGGGGGGUCACCAGGUGACCAGUGGGAGCCCCCUGCCCCCAGUCAGAUCAGAAAGCUAGGUCAUGGGUGAGCUGUAAGGACAUGUGUUCAUGGGAGUGGUGGCCUGGUGGAAGAGGGAAACCCAGAGAUCUGGUCGGGGGUGGGGGUGGGGUGAAGGGACACUGGGACCAUCAGCCUUGUACUGUAUGUUGCCAGCAUUGCAUACAAACAUGAAGCACAAUCUGUCCAUCCCAGAGGGACCGAAGUUAUGAGAAGCUUUCCAAAUAUUUUGCUUUAUCAGCCGAUAUCAACACUUGUAUCUGGCCUCUCUGUGUCCCAGCGGUGCCUUGAGCAAUGUGAAUGUGCACGUCUAUGCUAAACCACCAUUUUAUUUGGUUUUUGUUUUGUUUUGGUUUUGCUCAGAUACUUGCCAAAAUGAGACUCUUUGUCAGCAGCUGCAGGGAGGGUCUGCGGCUCUCUUUCCUUUUGGUUUUUGGGAUUGCUUUUGCUCCCAAGGGAACCAAAGAGGUGAGGUGGGCUUCCUCUUUCCCGGGGGGGGGGGGUGAUGAAGGGGGUGUGGGGCUAUGGGCCUCGCUCCCCUCUGGCCUGGGCUGCCCACAGGCUUGCCCCCACCAGAGGCCCUGGCUCCUGGUCUGGAGGGAGGCGGCCUCCAGCCAGCACGCACAGAUUGGCGGGGCUGGGAGCAGGGAAGGACAGCUUGGUUCUCUUCUUUGGGGAGAACGCAGAGUUUCAUGCUAGAUGUUUUAUGUAUUAUAUCUAUAAUAUAAACAUAUCAAAGUAAA